Messenger RNA from Symbiodinium necroappetens, 1017 nucleotides. Lineage: Eukaryota; Dinophyceae; Suessiales; Symbiodiniaceae. The record is from the annotation of a GenBank genome assembly.
AUGGAGCAGAUUGGGAACUACAUUGCCACGAUCACGAGCGCAAGCAUUGAAGAGAGAUUGAGAACGCUAGCCCAAUUGGGCUUGGCGAUUGCUCUCUUCUUGGCGGACAUUGAGUCCUCCAAUGAUGUGGCAUUGCUUCUUGCCAUGCUUGAGCAAGCAAUUGUUUCAAUUGCUGCCACCGGCCAAGCAUUGGCAUUGAGUCACUUGCGUGACAUUGCCAGUGCACUCGAGAGCUACCAUUGCCGUGCAUGCCGCAUCUAUUGUAUUUAUGAAGGUGCAUUGUGGCAAAGUACACUUCCGUGUACAUUGGCGGCAUUUAACAUCUAUUGCACGAGCAAUUGGGCUCAUUCUGAGAUGCCCAUUGGAACAAGCACCUACAUUGUGGAUUGCUUCGUGGAAACAUUGCAAGGCAUUCUCGUGGGAUCUAUUGUGUCGGCUACCCCAUUGGUUUUCAUCCCCAUUUGGGGUGGAGUUGAUGGCGACGCCUGGAUUCGGGACAUUGCCUACAACUGCAGAUUGGCCUACAAGGGCGCAAGAGACAUUGGCAAUUCGAUUGCACCCUACCACUGGGUGCUGGUAUUGCCGGAUCGGUGGAUUGAUUCACUGACCCAGGCCAUUGCAUUGGACGUGAGCAUGUUUCCGAUGCAUCAAUUGAAUCCUUGCCUCACCCUGCAGACUGCAUUGAGCAAGUGCUUGCAUUGGUGCAGACAAGGAGUGAUUGAGGAAGGAGACAUUGAGUGCAUUGUUCUGGAAGCCAGACGCAGCACAUUGCAUUGGCAACAUGAAGUCCCGUUGCGGGACUGGAGGGCAAUUGCAGUGGCACAAUUGCUCGUAUAUCAGUGCCACGUAUUGCGGCAUUAUUACUGCAGAAGAUGGUGUAUUGACACUGUCUGCGCAGGACAUUGCCAACGCAUUCGCCCUCCGAUUGCAGAUUACAGUGCGGCAAGCCAUUGGCGGUGUUCUUCAAGGACUGUUUCCAAACAGGCCGAAGCACCGUGGGGGUGCAUCGGCAUUUGA